Messenger RNA from Eurytemora carolleeae, 5632 nucleotides. Its product is annotated as proteoglycan 4. The transcript has 14 exons. The record is from RefSeq and is a predicted model, not a curated record. Gene Ontology annotation, molecular function: ATP binding; protein serine/threonine kinase activity. Bases 558 to 5615 code for a protein of 1685 amino acids. NCBI's taxonomy places the organism in Eukaryota, Metazoa, Arthropoda, Copepoda, Calanoida, Temoridae. Gene Ontology annotation, biological process: protein phosphorylation.
AGUUCUAAAAUCUUGAAAAUCUGUAGAGCUCUGAGAUUGCUUUUAUGAUGUUAGAAAUCCGCUAAGGUGCUAAAUCUGAGUUUUUAUGGGAAGGGGGGGGGAGGAGGGGGUGUUAAAAACAACACAUUUGACACAUGUUAUUUGUUAGCUUCAAUUAUGACAUUUUUAUAUCAGUAAUCUUAAAAAAAUUAUGUUAGAUUUAUUUUCGCGCGCUUUUGUGCGUGUAUGUCUCAAGGCUGAAGUUACACUAGGCUGUGUUCUGCUGGACAGUCUCUGCUCUGACCGGCCACAGUCACCGCGCUCUCACAAUCUCUCAAACUCUCUUUAGUUACUCUCAGUACAUUGAAUCAACACAGGCACUAAUCACGGACUAAUCUCACACUUUAGGAUGAAUUUAUCAGAUCUCGUCCCUACACCCUGCUACAGCCGAGUUGGUCAUUGUGUCUGCUUGAUGAUAAAGUGACCUGCUCAGCAGUUAUAAUACAUAAACAUCUAGCACACCAAACUAUUCUGUAAGUGAUCAUGUGCAUAUAUUGAGUCUUUUUAAAGUGUAAAGAAUGCCCCUUAACCGCAACUAUGGUGGCUACAGUAACAGCUAUGGGAGCAGCAGCUACUCAAAUUACAGUAGCUUCCCCAAGUACAGCUCCGGCUAUGCAAGUACCUACGGGUUACGGAGUGGAAGCUCAUCUCCAGCUCUGGUUAGAUCAUCCACACCAUCCUACAGAGAACCCUUCUCCUACAACAACAGCAUCAUCAACAGUGUGGUCCCGGAGGAGAAGAAGGUUGAUACUAGACCUAGCACCGGGUAUACCAGAUACACUACUGAUUACUACUCCCCAUAUUCCAGAUCAUAUCUAUACACAUCAGAGGCUGAGAAGAGAGAACUAAAGACAAUAAAAACUGAGGAAAUAGAUACUACAGAUGCUAGGAAAACUGGCAGAGAUUACGCAAUCCCAGGUGAGAUCACGCGAGAUACAACAGUUAACCUGCCAAGGGGGAAAGCUGUUGUGAGAAUGGUGACUCAAAAAUUAAAAGAAAAUCCAUAUUUAUCCACUCUAAUUCUCGACAAAGAAAAUGAUCCUAAAAAACUAACUCUAGGUCAAAGAUUAGCUUUGAAAUAUCAGAUAAAAGAGAAACCUAAACCUAAACCUCCAACCCCACCUAAACCUGACUCCGGAGAGGAGAGUGAAUGGACCUGGGAAUCAUAUUCCUCUUCGGACGAAGAAUCCACAGUUCCAAAGAGUCCAUCCAAAAAAGAUUCUCCAGUAUCAAAAAGAGAGUCUCCUCCAGUGUCUGAAAAGAAACCUCUAGUAAAAAAGAAGUCUCCAACCCCUCCCAAGUAUGUAUCCAGUGUUCUUGCUCAGGCUAGAGCCAUCACACAGAAGUACACAAGGUCCAACACAACUACAAUAUGUAGUGCAGAGGAACCAUCUGCUCCUAAACCUGAGGGAAGAUCAUCUGCUAAUAAAUGGUUGGAAGCUCUCAAUGCAGACACUAAACCCAGGACUCAGCAGAAUACAACCAGAAUUCCAAAUUUUGGAAAAGCAGUUGCAAUGAACAGAAGUUUGUUAGGAAACAAACUGCAGGAAGAGCAGAGUAAGGUUGAGAGUCCAACUCUUCAAGUGAGAUCUAGUAAUUCUAGACCUCUCUCCUGGGCAGGCAAUCAGUAUAGUUUAGAUACAAAACCUGAGGAAAAUAACAAUUUUUCAAGAGAUAUAAGAAGUGUAUCCAGAGAUACUUCUUCAACCUCCAAGGAACCGUUAGGAUCAUCAAGUAAAUCUACCAGUUACUCUAGCUACUCCAAGGAACCUGUCAGUUACUCCAGAUACUCUAGUAUACCCAGGGAACCAGCAAGCUAUAUUACUACUGAAUCUAUGUCCAAAGGGAAGAAAUCCCCGAAGAAAGAAUCAGAUUCAUCCUCCACUUCCUCCUCCUCUCCACCCUUGUACAAAUACAGAAAACCUCAACGGUACAAGGGUGCAGGAUCUCAGUACAUGUACAGUAGUGAUGAGGAGUCUCCAAGGGAUUCCUUAAACCUAGGCUGGAGAAAGGGUCAACCUCCAAGAGGAGAUGUUGUUGUCAAGCUGGGAAAUAAUAAAAAUAAAUCUGUGAUAGAACCCGUACAUUCCAAAUCAACCUUGGGCAGAAGUAGUUACACAAGUAUUUCUACUUCAGCUUCAGCAUCUACUGAAGCAGCAUCAACUGUAGCAGCAUCAACAGUAGCUGUUAACUCGGCAGCAGCAGCAACUGUUAGCUCGGCUAUAUCCAGCAGAGUUCCAGCAUCAAUGCAGGAAAGAUAUCAAAUCCCAGGACUAUUUAUUAAACCAAGCACGAAAACUCAACCAAAAAGUGUGAAACCAGUAGCUUCCAAAUCUGAAGUAAGUUUACCUGUCUCUAAGACAGCUCCAACCAAAGAGGUAUCUGAUGAAGAAUCCGAAUGGGAAUAUUAUACAGAAACUGAAACCUCUGAUUCAGAUAAGAAUGAUGAGGAGACAAAGAACAUUAAAACUAAGGUUGACACUGCCUCAUCCUUAUUGGAUAAGAAAGCAGGUUUAAAUUCCUCUCAAGCAGGAAGCAUUGAAUUACCUGACUCUAAGCUGCCUGCAUAUAAAGCUCCCCCUGUAAAGGUUAAUCUGGAGAUUACUCCGGUUCCAGUUCACCAGAAGCAGAAUAUAACUCUUUUAUCCAUACCGGAGAAAAUACAGGAAAAAGUUGAAAAAAUAUACAUUUCUCCAAAAUCAACAAAACCUGGGAUAGAUAAACCUAAGGAUUCAAACCAACAUUCCGAUCUUGAAACUCAAGUUAAACCUGACGAAAACACUAAGAGUACUGCAAAUAGUUCUAGGUUAAUACUUGAUGUCAAAGAGACCGGUUUAAACAGGGAUAUUAAGAUAUCUGAACCUAAAAUUACUAAACCAUUAUCCAGUGCGCCCACAGUAGAAAAUGAUCAUGAAUUAAACCAAACCAAGAUUAACAGUUUAUCCAGCUCUGCUAAACCUCACACUAGAGAACAGGAUGCAAAAGUACAUUCAAUAUCAGUUAACCCCAUGAAAAAGAUCCUUGACCAAGGAUCCAUAAACUUGUCAACAUCCAAAACAAAGGAAAAAACCCCAGACAAACAAACGAUAAAUGUUACCUCAACUAAAGCUAAAGACAAACUAAUACCACAGAGCUCAGAGCAAGAAAACUUAGGCGCUAUUUCCAAAAAGGCUGAACACAAGGUUGUAGAAAAAAAGACGGACAAAGUUUCCAACUCAAAGGAUAUAGUUAAAAUAACGCCCAACCUCUUAGAGAAUGAACCCCCUAGUAGUAUUUCUGCCAAACCAAAGGAAAAAAAUACAUCAAAAACUGGUUCAAAAGAAACCAAUAAGGUUGCCAAAACUAAGGCUGAGGAGAAGGUUCCAGAAAAGAGCAAUGACAAAGAAUUCUCUAAGAACACUUCAGCUGAGAAAAAAGAACCUACAAAAGCAAAAAAGCUUGUCAAGGAACCUAUCAAUGUCUACCCAAAUAAUAACUUAUAUCAAGAACAUUCUAACAUUACCAUAAAAAAUUCAGAAGAAAAGCUUCCUGUCAAAUCAGAACUGGAUCUCCUUGAUAUUUAUAAAUCCAAGGCCAAGAAACAAAUUCCAGUAAAAACUGAAACCAAGGGGCCUGAGAUAAAUACUGAAAGUACACUUGUGAAAAAAGUAAAAACUAAAGCUGAACUAGUGUUUUCAAAGCAAGUGGUUGAUGUAAAGGAAGAUAUUAUCAAACCCGAAGCAGUUACGCCUUCAGACGCUCCUAAGCAACAGGAAAAGGUGAAAAGAAAUGCUGUAGAUCUGAAAGGAGUAACUGCUAAACCUGAUUUCUACCUCCUGGAACCUAAAUCUGGACCUGGAGAGAGCAGGAGAACAGGACAGGAUAUGUUGAGUGAAGGAUCUGACUCCUGUAGAACAAGUACAACAGCGUCAAGAGAAUUGAGUCCGACCAAUGGAUUUAUGCCAACUACUUCUCUUGAGAGAUUACCUCCCUCACUGUCAAACCUGUUUUCACAAACACCAACACAGAGUAGUUGUACAGACACGGAAGAUGAAAAUGAACGUCCGUCCUGGUUCAACAAUGCUCCAGUUCAGGAUACUGAUCAUGUAAACCCUAUGUCAGCUUUGAAAGCUAUGAAAGCUGAUACCGCUGCACAGAAAACAUACGUAGAUAAACAGGAGAAGAAACUUAUUAAAGUAUCUAAGGCAGCUGAGAACCCCUGGUAUGAUGAUGAUGAAGAUGAUAUGAGAGAACUAUUGAAGAACCGUCCAACUAUUCUUCAGGAGGUUGAUCGGGAUCAGAACCGUCGGCUCACAGUCGAGGAGAAUAUGGCCGUGGUAAAGAUGUAUGGUGGAGUAAUGUUCCCUGACGGAGAUAUGGUUACCACUCCGAAGAGUUUACUCUACAAGGUUCGGAACAAGGACAGCGUUCAACCUUUAAGCAAUAGAUGUUCAGCUUCGUCUUCUAUAUCUAGUGUACCCUGCUCCCCUGUUUAUCUGUCUGAGGACGAAGAAGAAGAAUUGUCUCCGGAUUAUCUCACAAUCAAUGGAAACCAGAGAAACUUAGAUGUUAGUAGACCAGAGUUUAGAAAGUACGGAGUUUAUGAUUUCCGUUUUCUAAAAGUACUCGGGAAAGGCAGCUUUGGAAAAGUUAUGUUGGCUCAGCUCCGUGAGACAAACAACUUCUACGCGUUGAAAGCUCUACGGAAGGAUGUAGUACUAGAAGACGACGACAUUGAGUGUACGCUUAUCGAGCGUAAAGUUCUGGCACUUGGAGUAAAACAUCCGUUUCUCUGCCAUCUCUUCUGUACCUUCCAAACUGAUUCUCAUCUGUUCUUUGUAAUGGAAUAUCUAAAUGGAGGGGAUCUGAUGUUUCAUAUACAACAGGAGGGCAGAUUUAGUGUUGAGCGUGCUAGAUUCUAUUCAGCUGAGAUUGUUUGUGCACUCAAGUUUCUUCAUAAGAAGGGUAUAGUCUACAGGGACUUAAAACUGGAUAACCUACUCCUUGACUGUGAUGGACACAUACGAAUUGUGGAUUUCGGGAUGUGUAAACUUCAACUUUAUCUGGACAAAACCGCGGACACUUUCUGUGGAACUCCAGAUUACAUGGCGCCUGAGAUAAUAAAAGGUAUGAAGUAUACCCAUAGCGUGGACUGGUGGAGUUUCGGAGUUCUACUUUAUGAAAUGCUAAUCGGUCAAUCACCUUUCAACGGAUGUGACGAGGAUGAAUUGUUCUGGUCAAUAUGUAAUGAGCAGGCCUACUUCCCACGGUUCCUCUCAGCUGAAGCUAAAUAUCUUCUUGACGCGCUAUUGGAGAAGAAUCCCAGUGAGAGGUUGGGAGUGAGUGAAUCCAUCCACGGAGAUAUCUCUAAACAACCAUUCUUCCGAACCAUUGAUUUCAUUAAACUGGAGAAUAAGGAGCUCAACCCUCCAUUCAAACCUCAGCUGCGAACCCCCCUGGACGUGAGCUACUUCGAUACUGCAUUCACAGAAGAACCGAUAAAACUGACUCCGGUAGACUCAUCCUUACUCCGGAACCUGGAUCAGAGACAGUUCAAAGGGUUUUCACUAACAAACAAACUGUAUACAUUGAAGUAAAUAGUUUAUAUUUUCCA